Rhinocladiella mackenziei CBS 650.93 is the source of this 675-nucleotide messenger RNA. RefSeq lists its product as uncharacterized. Gene Ontology annotation, cellular component: membrane. The record is from RefSeq and is a predicted model, not a curated record. Gene Ontology annotation, molecular function: fatty acid elongase activity. The coding region runs from base 1 to 675 and encodes 224 amino acids. The transcript has a single exon. Lineage: Eukaryota; Fungi; Ascomycota; Eurotiomycetes; Chaetothyriales; Herpotrichiellaceae.
AUGAGUCGCGAAGGAAGACCAUUUACCUCGCUUCAAAGUGUAAUUUUGACUACGGGUCCAUUUGUAUUCCUCUGGAGCACGUUAACCGGCUAUGUCUCGCGCCACGGGGCGUUCAGAAUUGCCCGGCCAUUGACUCGUUUGAACAGCCAGAUAUACUCCCUGUACUCUCUCGCGGUCGCCUACUUGAUCCUCAACGAUGUCUUGCAUUUCCAAGAGUAUGGAGGUGUGAAGAGCUCGGAUCUGGCCUACAUCUAUCACCUCUCCAAGUUCUACGAGUACAUCGAUGUCUUCAACCUGGUUGCCAGCGGCAUUACCGUCGGACCGCACAUGGCAUUUCACCAUCUCACCACUCCAUUUCUGACUUAUUUCCGAGUUCUGAAUGCCUCCGAUUGGCAGUUGUUCGCUUUUCUCAACUGCUUCCACCAUUUCUGGAUGUACGCUUACUUUGGCGGAGUGUCGUUCUUUAGACCGAUUUUGCCCGUGACCGGCUGGUUACAGUUGAUAGCUGGGAUCGGAUUCGAUGUGUACUGGCUGGCGAUCAACGGACGUGAUGCCCCGGAAUCGAGAAACCGUGCCAUCAGUGUGUUGCUGUUGACGAGAUACGCAAUGCUGUUCUACGACGAGUUGAAGACCGGGAGUCAGCAGAAAUCGACCAAGCCCGAGAAAAAGGGGUGA